AUGUCAGUUUCCACCGAGCUGCUCAGGCAGAGAAAGGUGCACCUUCAGACACUGAGGGAGAAGUCAGAGCUAGACAGAAUGACCCCCAGGGAGAGAAUGAGGCUGAGGAAGCUGCAGACUGCUGACGACAAGGCCAGGAGGCUUAGGAGACUUGCUGAGGAGAAAUACCAGGAAAACCACUUCCGAAUGCAGGAGCUGAGGAGCCGCCAUUUCCAGAAAGUCAGUUUGGACGUCUUGAAUGAGAGUGCAGGAGAUGCAGUCCACCAGACUGCACCAAUCACAGCUGAGGACUACCAGUCACUGGGUUGCUCACAACCAAUGGGAAGGCAGCAGCAGGACAAGAUGCGAAUGUCUGAGCCAGUAGGGCAUGAGAUCCCAGAGGACCCUCAGACUGCAGAGGUGUAUUAUUAUAUGGAUGGAUUUGAGUCCUGCACUGAUGAAGAGGAGGAGGAAAGAGAGGAAGGGGACACCGUGACCUCAGAAACCCUCUGUCAUACCUAUGGACAGGACAGCGACCUGGAGGCCAUGAUGAGACACAUGGAGCAGGUUCUGGAAGGAGAGCUCAGCGUGGCUGAAGCAGUGCCAGAAGAGGGCCAGUGGGUCCCCAUGGGGCCUCCAGUCAUCAACAGCACCAUGGCUGAGACAAGGAUUCAGCGCAUGACUGAGUCAGUGUCCCGUCGGCUGGGUCUAACCGUCUUCCAGAGGGUGUAUAACUACCUGAAGGGAGCCAGGGAGAGGCAGGAGGAUGAGGGGAGCAUCAGACAGGCCCUCAGCAGCCUGGUGGAGAGGCCCAGUGAUGGCUUUGAAGUGGACCAACUACUGUACUACGAGGAGCAGCUCCAGGGAGCCAGAGAGGGAGCCAGAGAGGGAGCCAGAGAGGGAGCCAGAGAGGGAGAUAGAGAGGGAGCCAGAGAGGGAGCCAGAGAGGGAGAUAGAGAGGGAGCCAGAGAGGGAGCCUGGUGAAAAACAUGUCUGACACUGACUAACCUGCGAUCAUGUUACAUAUCCAAGCAUUUCAGAAAGAGCACAUCUUGUUGCUCUCCAGGACCAGGGUUGGUGACCUAGUAGAUCAACAGAGAUGACAGACAUUACUUCAUGAUAGACCAGGGUUGGUGACCUAGUAGAUCAACAGAGAUGACAGACAUUACUUCAUGAUAGACCAGGGUUGGUGACCUAGUAGAUCAACAGAGAUGACAGACAUUACUUCAUGAUAGACCAGGGUUGGUAACCUAGUAGAUCAACAGAGAUGACAGACAUUACUUCAUGAUAGACCAGGGUUGGUAACCUAGUAGAUCAACAGAGAUGACAGACAUUACUUCAUGAUAGACCAGGGUUGGUGACCUAGUAGAUCAACAGAGAUGACAGACAUUACUUCAUGAUAGACCAGGGUUGGUGACCUAGUAGAUCAACAGAGAUGACAGACAUUACUUCAUGAUAGACCACGGUUGGUGAGCUAGUAGAUCAACAGAGAUGACAGACAUUUACUUCAUGAUAGUUAUUUUCUUUUUGUUCUUCCUGUCAUUUCCAUCUAGAAGAACAAGCAAUUCAAUUAAAUCAAUAUUAAAUAUUAGUGCAUAGAUUUUGGGCUAGUUUCUAUCAGAAUGACAUAGUGGUUGUUUUUGCGGUGUUAAAGGGGGAACUGCGUUAGAGCUGUCAAAAAUCCGAAAGCGGUUCAUUUCGUUAGCUUGAUAUGACAAUUUAUUGCAACACAAGCACCUGACUUUAUAAACCGACAAAUCCCAUGCAGCAACGUUAUAAGUUCAUGCAGCAACGUUCAAACAUUCAAAUGCGUGAUUACAUUUACAUUACAUUUAAGUCAUUUAGCAGACGCUCUUAUCCAGAGCGACUUACAAAUUGGUGAAUUCACCUUCUGACAUCAGUGGAACAGCCACUUUACAAUAGUGCAUCU
Molecule: messenger RNA, 1909 nt
Organism: Oncorhynchus masou masou (cherry salmon)
Lineage: Eukaryota; Metazoa; Chordata; Actinopteri; Salmoniformes; Salmonidae
Product: serine/threonine-protein kinase Nek11-like
Exons: 8
Coding region: 1-963 (320 amino acids)
Source: RefSeq, a predicted model, not a curated record